Messenger RNA from Paramuricea clavata, 351 nucleotides. NCBI's taxonomy places the organism in Eukaryota, Metazoa, Cnidaria, Anthozoa, Malacalcyonacea, Plexauridae. The record is from the annotation of a GenBank genome assembly.
AUGGAAGAUGGGAACUUGGUGCGUGUGUGCAGAAGAAAUAGAAAGUUCCUGAGAACUUCGAAAGAGAAAGAUGUUGAGCAGAGUAUCCCUGAAGAAGUACCGGAACCCCAACCAGUUUCAAAUGGUCCAGUAGAGACCAAUUCCGAGAGUACAACCCACACAAGAAUGUUGCAGAAAACUCCAGAUAAGUCAAUUACGUCACCAAGGAACAGUUUGGUAAGUGAACCGACUGAAACAAUGACUGACAAUCAAUCUUGUGAAGGAACACAAUCAACACCUAAUGUUGAACGACACACAAGAAGUCGAAAGAUUAGACAACCUAAACGUUAUACUGAUUUUGUCAUGAAGUAG